Molecule: messenger RNA, 2288 nt
Organism: Humulus lupulus (European hop)
Lineage: Eukaryota; Viridiplantae; Streptophyta; Magnoliopsida; Rosales; Cannabaceae
Product: cellulose synthase-like protein E1
Exons: 8
Coding region: 9-2234 (741 amino acids)
Biological process (GO): cellulose biosynthetic process; plant-type primary cell wall biogenesis
Cellular component (GO): trans-Golgi network; plasma membrane
Molecular function (GO): cellulose synthase (UDP-forming) activity; mannan synthase activity
Source: RefSeq, a predicted model, not a curated record
GAAGAAUAAUGGAGAUGGAAAAGCAUCACAAACUGCCAUUGUUUGAGACCAAAAGAGCCAAAGGAAGAAUCAUAUACAGAGUAUUUGGUUCAUCUAUAUUCGUUGGAAUAUGUGUGAUAUGGUUUUACAGAUUGAGUUACAUACCAAAACAAGACCAAGAUGGAAGAUGGGCUUGGAUUGGUUUGCUUGGAGCUGAGCUCUGGUUUGGUUUCUACUGGAUUCUGACCCAAUCCCAUCGUUGGAACCAAGUCUAUAGAACCACCUUCAAGGACAGACUCUCUCAAAGAUAUGAUGAUGGUGAGUUACCAGGUGUGGACAUAUUUGUAUGCACAGCAGACCCAACAAUAGAGCCACCAUUAAUGGUGAUAAACACAGUCCUAUCAGUGAUGGCCUAUGACUAUCCAACUGAGAAACUGAGUGUGUAUUUGUCUGAUGAUGGAGCCUCUGAUCUUACUUUCUAUGCACUAUUGGAGGCUGCAAACUUUGCCAAGCAUUGGAUUCCAUACUGUAAGAAAUUUCAGAUAGAGCCAAGGUCACCAGCUGCCUAUUUCAGGUCCAUCUCUUUGUUACCUUCUCUAAAAGAUUCUGAUCAAGCUCGUUCAUUUGUUACUGUCAAGAAAUUGUAUGAAGAGAUGGCAAAUAGGAUUGAGGAUGUCACAAAGUGGGGCCAAUUAUCAGAAGAAGACAAGUCAAAACAUAAUAGUUUCUCCUUCUCUGACUGGGACUCAUCAAAUUGGUCCAGGGGUGACCAUGACACCAUUCUUCAAAUAAUAAUUGAUGGGAAAGAAUCAAAUGACAGAGAUGUUGCUGGUUGUACACUGCCAGCUUUAGUAUAUUUGGCUCGAGAGAAAAGACCACAUAUUCACCAUAACUUCAAAGCUGGAGCUAUGAAUGCAUUGAUUAGAGUAUCUUCCAAGAUUAGCAAUGGAGAAAUCAUUCUAAAUGUGGACUGUGAUAUGUACACAAACAACUCUCAAUCCAUAAAAGAUGCCCUUUGCUUCUUAUUGGAUGAAGAACAAGGCCAUGAGAUUGCAUACGUACAAUUCCCACAGAUGUUUGAGAAUGUCACUAAGAAUGAUUUGUAUGGCAGUGAUCUUCUAGUGAUAAGAGAAGUGGAAUUCAAUGGUUUGGAUGGCUAUGGAGGGCCCCUUUAUAUUGGAAGUGGCUGCUUUCACAGAAGAGAUGUUCUUUGCGGAAGAAAAUUCGGUACCGAGUUGAAGAAGGAAGAGAAGAAAGAAAACAGAGAAAGAGAAAGUGUUCAUGAGCUAGAAGAGAAAGCUAAAGAUCUUGCAAGUAUUGCAUGUGAGAAAAACUCGCUUUGGGGAAAAGAGAUGGGAUUGAAGUAUGGAUGCCCAGUUGAAGAUGUGAUAACAGGGCUAUCAAUCCAAAGCCAGGGAUGGAAAUCAGUGUAUUGCACUCCAUCAAGACCAGCUUUCUUAGGAGUGGCUCCAACCUCAUUGGCCCAGACACUAGUGCAGCACAAGAGAUGGUCAGAAGGUGAUUUUCAGAUCUUGUUGUCCAAAUACAGUCCAGCUUGGUAUGCUUACAACAAGAUCAGCUUAGGUCUUCAACUUGGAUAUUGCUGCUAUUGUCUUUGGGCUCCUAAUUGCUUGGCUACUCUAUAUUACUCAUUCAUACCUUCACUUUACCUUCUCAAGGCCACUCCUUUGUUUCCAGAGGUGUCUAGUCCAUGGAUUAUACCAUUUGUAUAUGUGGUUCUUGCCAAGUACACAUACAGCUUAGCAGAAUUUCUAUGGUCUGGUGGGACACUCCUAGGCUGGUGGAAUGAGCAGAGAAUUUGGCUAUACAAAAGAACAACCUCCUACCUAUUCGCCUUCAUCGAUACGAUUCUAAACUUGCUCGGAAUCACCAAGUCAGCAUUUGUAAUCACGGCCAAAGUGACCGACGAAGAUGUUUCAGAGAGGUUUGAGAAGGAAAUUAUGGAAUUCGGGACAGCCUCGCCGAUGUUCACCAUACUUGCAGUACUUGCCAUGCUCAACCUCUACUGCUUUAUUGGGGUGGUGAAAGAAGCAGUCAUGGGAAAGGGUAUUGCCAGAGUUUUGGAGACAAUGCCUAUGCAGAUUUUGCUGUGUGGGGUUUUGAUCCUAAUAAACUUGCCUUUGUACCAAGGCCUUUUUCUGAGAAAGGACAAGGGAAAGAUGCCAUGUUCCCUGACAGUUAAAUCAGUUGCAUUUGCCUUAUUUGCUUGUACUUGUUUUACAUUUGUGUAUUGAACAAUGAUUAUAUUGCUGUAAAUUUUCUGCAAUUAUGCAAGCUUCAUACCCUUC